GAAACCCGCGUAUAUAGUGAAAAGAUUGUGGGUCGCGUAUCGUACGAUUCCUCUAUGUGAAGAAAGCUGAAAGCGAAGAAGUAUUUUUACCCUCUCUCUCGCGGGGCUUUCAAGGGAGAAGCUCAGAUCCGAAAAACCGUUUUGGCCUUAUUAGUAGCCCUUUUUAUUGAAUUAUUUUGAAGAUUUUUACUGGGUAAGAAGUGAAAUGUCAAGAUUUCGCGUUGAUGGGAAAGUUAUAGAGGGAGUAGACUUACUGAAGAGGCGACAUGGGCUGUGGCGCUUGGAUGUGUGGCCCUUUGCCAUUCUUUAUGCUGUUUGGCUUUUCACUGUUGUUCCCACUAUAGAUUUCAGUGAUGCUUCAAUAGUUCUUGGGGGGCUGGCGGCCUUUCACAUUCUGGUGCUGCUUUUCACUGCUUGGUGGGUGGAUUUCAGAUGUUUUGUUCAGUAUAGUAAGGUGAAGGAUAUACACCAUGCGGAUGCAUGCAAAAUAACCCCUGCAAAAUUCUCGGGUUCAAAAGAAACUGUGCCACUUCAUUUUCGUAGAUCUUCGGCAGGGUCAUCAGCAUCUUCAGCAGUGGAUGCCGAAGAAAUAUAUUUUGAUUUCAGAAAGCAACGCUUCAUUUUUUCAGAAGAGAAGGACACCUUUUGCAAACUCCCUUACCCUUCGAAAGAAACAUUUGGAUAUUAUCUCAAAAAUACUGGCCAUGGAUCAGAAGCUAAAGUUGUUGCUGCCACUGAGAAGUGGGGACGGAAUGCAUUUGAGUACCCACAACCUACAUUCCAAAAAUUGAUGAAAGAGCACUGCAUGGAGCCUUUUUUCGUGUUCCAGGUCUUCUGUGUGGGUCUCUGGUGCUUGGAUGAAUAUUGGUACUACAGUUUGUUCACCCUUUUCAUGCUAUUUCUGUUUGAGUCAACGAUGGCAAAAAGUAGGUUAAAAACACUGACUGAACUUAGACGUGUAAGAGUGGAUGGUCAGACAUUGAUGGUGCAUCGUUGUGGGAAGUGGGUGAAGCUCACUGGAACAGAUCUUCUUCCUGGUGAUGUUGUUUCCAUUGGACGUUCAUCUGGUCAAAAUGGAGAAGAGAAGUCUGUUCCAGCAGACAUGCUUAUUAUAGCUGGAAGUGCAAUUGUGAAUGAAGCUAUUCUCACAGGCGAGUCUACUCCUCAGUGGAAGGUAUCAAUCACAGGUAAGGGGAUUGAGGAGAAGUUAUCAGCUAAGCGCGACAAAAGCCAUAUUCUGUUUGGUGGGACAAAGAUAUUACAACAUACCCCAGAUAAGUCGAUUCAUCUUAAGACUCCUGAUGGUGGUUGCUUGGCCGUUGUUCUGCGAACUGGAUUUGAGACAAGUCAGGGAAAAUUGAUGCGGACGAUUUUAUUUUCAACUGAGAGGGUUACUGCAAACAGCUGGGAAAGUGGGUUAUUCAUUCUUUUCCUAGUCGUCUUUGCCGUCAUUGCUGCUGGUUAUGUACUUAAAAAGGGCUUGGAGGAUCCAACACGGAGCAAAUACAAACUUUUCCUGAGCUGUUCAUUGAUUAUCACCUCUGUUAUCCCCCCUGAGCUUCCAAUGGAGCUGUCAAUAGCUGUUAAUACAUCUCUAAUUGCAUUAGCACGGCGUGGGAUAUUCUGCACAGAGCCAUUCCGGAUUCCCUUUGCUGGAAAGGUCGACAUCUGUUGUUUUGACAAGACAGGAACUCUUACGUCUGAUGACAUGGAGUUUCGAGGAGUUGGUGGUUUGAACAAUAGUUUGGACUUAGAAUCAGAUAUGACUAGAGUUCCUGUCCGCACAGUGGAAGUUCUUGCUUCUUGUCAUGCUUUAGUGUUCGUGGACAAUAAACUGGUUGGUGAUCCUCUUGAAAAGGCAGCACUCAAAGGAAUAGAUUGGAUAUAUACAUCUGAUGAGAAGGCCAUGCCUAAAAAGGGUGGUGGUCAAGCUGUGCAAAUUGUGCAAAGACACCACUUUGCAUCCUAUUUAAAGCGGAUGGCAGUUGUUGUUCGUGUUCAAGAAGAAUUUUUUGCCUUUGUGAAGGGUGCACCAGAAACUAUCCAGGACAGGCUUAUUGAUUUGCCACCAUCAUACAUUGAGACCUACAAGAAAUAUACACGUCAAGGGUCUCGCGUUCUAGCCCUUGCAUACAAGUCUCUUCCUGAAAUGGCGGUUAGUGAAGCUAGAAGCUUGGAAAGGGAUUCAGUAGAGAGUGGCCUCACCUUUGCUGGUUUUGCGGUUUUUAACUGUCCUAUUAGACAUGACUCAGCUUCAAUUUUAUCCGAAUUAAAAGGAUCAUCACAUGACUUGGUUAUGAUUACUGGCGAUCAAGCGCUGACAGCCUGCUAUGUAGCCAGUCAAGUUCAUAUUAUUUCCAAGCCAGCACUGAUUCUAUCGCAAUGGAAGAGUGGUAAAGGUUUUCAAUGGAUUUCACCUGAUGAAACUGAGAUCACUCCCUACAGUGAGCAUGAGGUUGGAGCUUUAUCGAGUUCCCAUGAUCUCUGUAUAGGUGGGGACUGCUUUGAAAUGUUACAGCAGACUUCAGCUGUUCUACAAGUUAUCCCAUAUAUAAAGGUCUUUGCAAGGGUUGCUCCUGAACAGAAGGAGCUUAUCAUGACCACUUUUAAGACAGUGGGAAGGAUGACAUUGAUGUGUGGAGAUGGGACCAAUGAUGUUGGGGCUCUAAAGCAGGCUCAUGUAGGCGUUGCCCUUCUGAAUGCGGUCCCAACACCAGCUCAACCAGGAGAUUCAUCCUCCCAGACCUCCAAAUCCGAGUUGAAAUCAGGUAAAUCAAAGAAGCCAAAGCCCACAGCAGAAUCUGCGAUUGUGGGUGGGGCCCUUGGUCUAAAUGGCGAUGGGCCUGGGAAAACCAGAGCUGUCUCCAAGGUAGAUUCCAGCGCUCCCUCCACGAGCAACCGACACUUGACGGCUGCUGAGAAGCAGCGUCAGAAACUGAAGAAGCUGGUGGACGAGAUGAAUGAAGAGGGUGAUGGGCGGGCCCCACCUAUUGUCAAGCUUGGUGAUGCAUCAAUGGCGUCGCCAUUCACUGCCAAGCACGCCUCUGUGGCUCCUACCACAGAUAUUAUCCGGCAGGGCAGGAGCACCCUGGUGACUACCCUCCAGAUGUUCAAGAUACUGGGCCUCAACUGCCUCGCAACAGCCUAUGUUCUCAGUGUCAUGUACUUGGAUGGCGUCAAGCUCGGUGACGUCCAGGCUACCAUCAGUGGCAUCUUCACUGCUGCCUUCUUCCUCUUCAUCUCUCAUGCCCGCCCCCUCCCAACACUCUCAGCUGCCCGGCCCCACCCUAACAUAUUCUGUGCCUAUGUCCUCCUCUCCCUCCUAGGCCAAUUUGCGGUCCACAUAUUCUUCUUGAUCUCAGCCGUCAACGAGGCCGGGAAGUACAUGCCAGAGGAGUGUAUCGAGCCUGACUCCGAUUUCCACCCGAACCUGGUGAACACCGUGUCAUACAUGGUGAACAUGAUGAUUCAGGUGGCCACGUUUGCUGUGAACUACAUGGGCCAUCCCUUCAAUCAGAGCAUACCAGAGAACAAGCCAUUCUUGUAUGCGCUGUUGGCUGCUGUUGGAUUCUUCACUGUCAUCGCCUCGGAUCUGUUCCGGGACUUGAACGACUACUUGAAGCUGGUCCCGUUGCCAGAGGCAAUGCGAGGGAAGCUUCUCAUUUGGGCGUUUCUUAUGUUUGCGGUCUGCUUUGUAUGGGAGAGGACAUUAAGGUGGGUGUUCCCAGGCCGCAUCCCAGCCUGGCAGAAGAAGCAACGGCAGGCGGUCUCUACCUUACAGAAGAAAGGCGUGUGAUCACCAUCGGAUUUAAAAAAAAGAAGGGCGAUCUGAUCCUGCAAAAGCAAUCGCCUAUGGAUGGUGCGGCGGCCCAGCGUAAGGGUAACAGUUGAAGAUGACAUGUGAAAUUUUUGUUGGGUUAAUUCCCUCUUUGCUUAGAUAAAAUCUACUUUAAUUUUAUUUGGAAAAUAUUUUUCCUACUCAUUUACAUGAUUGUGCUGAAAGGGAAAUGGUUUUGCGAAGGAUAUUAGAGGUUAGGAUGUGUAAAUUCAGACAACCACACACCAGUAACAAGGAGAAUUGAUCAUUUAAAAAUACGAUUUCAUAUUGUUGAACCAAUGAAUGUAUCACUUUCUGAAAAAACCAAGUGAAAUUUUUGAAUGAUCUGUAUCAUUUUGAAGAAUUAACGGGAAAUUUUCGUACCUUUUGAUC
Magnolia sinica is the source of this 4210-nucleotide messenger RNA. Its product is annotated as probable manganese-transporting ATPase PDR2. Gene Ontology annotation, biological process: intracellular calcium ion homeostasis. Gene Ontology annotation, cellular component: endoplasmic reticulum membrane. The transcript has 22 exons. NCBI's taxonomy places the organism in Eukaryota, Viridiplantae, Streptophyta, Magnoliopsida, Magnoliales, Magnoliaceae. The record is from RefSeq and is a predicted model, not a curated record. Gene Ontology annotation, molecular function: ATP binding; ATP hydrolysis activity; P-type ion transporter activity. Bases 206 to 3796 code for a protein of 1196 amino acids.